Knipowitschia caucasica is the source of this 2241-nucleotide messenger RNA. The record is from the annotation of a GenBank genome assembly. Lineage: Eukaryota; Metazoa; Chordata; Actinopteri; Gobiiformes; Gobiidae.
AUGCGUGGACACAACCUGGAGCCUCCGUCCUUCCAGCCGCACCGCUCUCCAUCUCCACAGCGAAUCCUGCCUCAGCCUCAGGGAGUCCCCAUCCCAAACACCAUUGCUAAGGCCAUGGCCAGGGAAGCUGCCCAGAGAGUCUUUGCGGAGGGAAACCGGGUUGAAAAGAGGAACAUCUUCAGUGAUCGUGGUAUGCAUCCUGUUAACUCUGAUGAAGAGGAGGAUGGGUAUGACUCUCCACAUGCGAGAAGGAAAGGAGCGUCUGUGGACGACUUUCUCAGAGGCUCAGAGUUGGGCAGGCAGCACCAUCAUCAUCAUCACUACAGCCACAAUGAUGAGUACUACACAGAAAGUAGCCGGGGUUCUGACUUGUCCGACAUUAUGGAGGAAGAUGAGGAGGAGCUCUACUCGGAAAUGCAGUUGGAGGAAGGUCGCAGGCGCAGCAUUAACUCUCACAACACCCUCAAGGCCUAUUACAAGCGUCAGGAUUUAGCUGAGGAGCGAGACUGCUGGGACCUUCAGCGGGAGGUGGUCAAACAGAAGUCCCUCCGCAGCAAACGUUUGCACAGUAUCCCUGAAGUGGCCGAGGAAGAGUCGGACAGCGUGGACAGUGUGGGCCAACAGCUGAGCUUUGAGGAGAGUGGGAGACCGGGAACACCGCACACUCAGAGAAGGCUGUAUCCUCAGGACGGCCUCAUGCACAAUCACUUUGCCCCCAGUAAAAGUUCUCGCCUUCUACAGCGGCAGCGCUCCUCGCCCCGCUUUAGUGACAGCCGCUACUGCUACCCUGAGGACGGCAGCUUUGGCCGUACGAACCGGCAGAACACCAAGAGUCCAGACAGCGGCUUGGACUGUGGUAGUGAGGAGGAGGGCUCUCUGGGACGCAGUCAUCGGGUUUACUAUGCACACAGCAGCCCCAUGAGAGGGCUGGUGCGCGUCAUCCACUGCGAAGGUCCUGUAGAGAGGCGCGCGCUUGCUAUGGGCCGCAGAAGGACUCUGACCAGGCAGUGCAGUAUGGAGGAGGAGUUCUGUGACGGGCCAGGGUCCAAGGCUGUUCACUCGGGUGACUUUAGGAACAGGGAACAUUAUGGCCCCCGGGAAACUGGAGUCUUCCCACUCAGAGAAAGUAGGCUCCAGUCUAUGCCCAGGCACAACCGGGACCAGCCGCUGAUUGUCAACUCGCCAACACAUGGAAACUCAGAGCGCCUGGACCCCUCAGGGAGGAGAACGGUCCACAUCGGCACCCCUCCUCAGCGAAGGCCCAUCCCAUCUAUUGAGAUCACCAUGGACAGUAACAGUGAGGGGAGUGAGGGGAACCUCUCACCUGGCAAGGAGGAUGUUAACUAUGGCAGUGUAGCUCGGCGCAGGAUAUGGCCAACUAUGUCCUCAGAGGAGCAAUAUGAUAGCUAUGGUGGACGCAGACACGGCCGUGGACACCGCUCAUUUGGGGAAGAAAUGGGCGAACUUACCCGAGUGUUUGUAGCUCUUUUUGACUAUGACCCAACAUCCAUGUCACCGAACCCUGAUGCUGCUGAUGAGGAACUGCCAUUCAAAGAGGGUCAAAUCAUCAAGGUGUUUGGAAAAAAAGACAAGGAUGGAUUCUACCGAGCGCAAAUUCGAGACAGAAUUGGUGUAAUUCCGUGUAACAUGGUUUCAGAGAUUCAGACAGAAGACGAUGAAAUGAUGGGCCAGCUCCUCAAACAGGGCUUUCUUCCACUAAACACUCCCGUGGAGAAAUUAGUGAACUGCGACCGUUUCAGAGAUGGCCGGUCAGUAAAUCGCCGGUCCAGAAAGUCAAAGAGAGAGAGAUAUAGGCGAAGCGGUCGGCCAUAUCCCAUGUCGACUAGAAGAAUGGUGGCCCUCUAUGACUACGACCCGAGAGAGAGCUCCCCCAAUGUUGACGUGGAGUAUGAGGGGCACAGGCUGAAUGAGGAGGUGAGUUUGGGUGAGGAGGGUUUCCACUUUUCUGUGUGUGUUUCUUUCCCAUGUUGCAGUGCAAAUGAUGAGACGGAACUGACGUUUUGUGCGGGAGAUGUCAUCACAGUUUUUGGUGAAAUAGACGAAGAUGGUUUUUACUACGGUGAACUUAAUGGACACAAAGGACUUGUUCCCUCCAACUUUCUAGAAGAAGUGCCUGAUGAUGUCGAAGUUUUUCUCACGGACUCCCCAUGCCGUUACCCUUCGGACACUCCGGCUCGGAUAAAGACCAAAAGGAAGAAGAGUGUUCAUUUCACACCUUAA